Medioppia subpectinata is the source of this 1820-nucleotide messenger RNA. Lineage: Eukaryota; Metazoa; Arthropoda; Arachnida; Sarcoptiformes; Oppiidae. The record is from the annotation of a GenBank genome assembly.
UUAAGAACUUAAUCAUUUUAAGAUACUUAAAUAUGAUACAGCAUGACAAUGACUAUGCAUAUUUAGAUACUUAUACAUGUAUUAUAUAAAUGUAAGUUAUAUAAGUGAUAUUUGAUUAACAGAACGCCAGUCUAUUAUGGGAUUCAGAUAUCCCUCUAUUGACCGAUUGUUUCGUCCAAACAUUAUUACCGGUGUUUCCUCUCAUUGUGUUAUCAUUACUAUUGCCGUACGAUAUAAUCGUUAUCCGCAAAAGUCAUCAAAAGUUACCAUCACUUCCCUAUCAAUGGAGAAAUAUUUCACAUUUGAUUAUAGCAAUUUUGUUAAUCUUUAUUGCAUUAUUCAACAUAUCAGACAUAUUAUGGAUACGCACCGAUUAUAAAACUCAUACACUAAUAUUUAGCAAAAUAUUUUUAAAUUUAACGCAAAUAUUAACAUAUAUUUUAACCAUAACUUUGGCCAUAAUAUACCGUCGGCGGGGAUACCGACACUCGGCCGCUGUUCCCCUUCAAUGGUUGGCCAGUCUCUCGGUUUCAAUCAUUAAUUUGUAUCAAUUUGUGGCCACAAAUCAUCACAAUAUUCCGAUUCUUGAGGCCGUAAUCAAUUCAACAAUAGUUUUGCUCACAUUAUCAGCUCUAAUAACCUCAUGUCUAACACCAAUAGUGUCCACUGGUGUGGGGUUUGAACGGUUGAUAGAGCCCGACCGGCCCCGGGCACCGGUGUGUCCGAUGGACGACCACAAUGUGUUUAGCAAAAUAUUAAUUGUUUGGAUGAAAACACUAUUUAAAUACGGAUACAAAGCGAGACACGACUUAUCGCAGUAUUUACUACCGCUUUGCGAUUAUAUAAAGUCCGACAACUCUUACCAGUCCUGGCGGUCGGCGGACCAGAGAUUCAACGCAAACAAACCGGUACUCGGCUUAAGGCUAUUGCCGUUGAUUUGUUGCACAGUAUGGCUGCCGUAUUUGGCCGGACUGGUCAUGGAGUUUGGCCACGUGUUUGUCGACCUGAGACAGCCCUACAUAAUCGCCGCGCUUAUAGACUUUGUGUCGGCCACCGAUGACUCGGCGGGCGACCACUUAUGGCACGGAGUGUAUUACGCCGUCGGCUAUUGUCUUAUCAAUAUUAUGGGCCGACUCUUUGAACAGCACUCCUAUAUGUUUAUCAAUAUAGCUAAUUAUCGGCUACAGUCGGCCCUCACGACAGCAAUGUAUAGCAAAAUGCUUGCCCUCAGCCCAGGUUCUCGUCGGACGUACACCACUGGUGAUAUUAACAACAUGGUCGGCGUAGACGUGACUGAGGUGUGCGAGUUUACCCGUCACAUGACAUACCUGGUGUCGGCGCCGGUAUCGCUGGCUGUGUGCCAAUACAUACUGUGGCAACAGUUUGGACCGACAUCGUUGAUGACCGGGGCUGUAAUGGUAACAAUGGGUCCGUUCCUGUCAUGGCUACUGAAACGGAUGGAAACAUUGCAGACAAAACAGAUGUCGCUGAAAGACAAACGCAUGGAACAGAUCAGCGAAGUGUUAAACAAUGUAAAACUGUUGAAACUGUUUGGUUGGGAGCGACCAUUCAUGGCCAGGAUUACCGACACCCGCGGCAAAGAGUUGGACACAUUGCGCUCCGGGUAUUACUUUAGGUCGGGGCUUGAGUUGGUAUGGCUACUGAUGCCCUACGCGAUGGCCAUCGGGACGUUCACUGUGUUUACUUUGGCCACUGGCCAAGAGUUUACCGCAAAACGGGCUUUUGUGGCGAUGUUUGUCUUCAACUUCUUAAAGGAUCCGAUGGCCAGGUAUUGCAUACUUAUAUUCAAUGGCUCUCUC